AAUGUCUGGAGUGUUUAAUCAAAUAACGCUUAAUUUUUUUAUUUUAUGCAUGGCAACAACCAGGAUCUUUAUAAUGCCAUGCAUUGACUGUCAACACUUUUGCACAAAAGAAUAUUUAUUAAAUAAAAUAAAAGUUCAAAUCUCACGUUGUUUUUGAAUUAUUUCGAUUACGGAAUUAGAAGUUACAGCCAAUCAUUUUAAAGAAACAUCGAGCCUAUAAAUGUUUGCUAGCACUUGAAAUUCUAUUCACUUAUAAAAGAGUAGAAGACCUAAACACUAACUGCUUUGCUUUGAAAAGAUACUUUCAAAUAUUUUUAUAAAAUGUCUAUCAUUACCGGAAACCUUAAGUCGUUACUUACAAUUAAGUUCAAACCAAGACAUGAUACGUUUACAGAUCAAUUUAAUCGUAUUUUUAUGGUGAAAAUGGCUAUGGUCGCAUCAUUUUUACUUGGUUUAAAUUGGUUUAAAGAUACAAUUACAUGUAUUGUUCCUGCAUCAGCUGGAAUAGAUAAAGGUUAUGUUGCUCAGGGUUGUUGGAUCCAAGGUUUUUAUAUUUACAAAGAGCUUAAACGAGUUCCUGGUCUUCUUGGCUAUUACGGUGUACCAAAAGAUAUAUAUCAAGACGGAAUGUUUGAGGAUGGUACUCUUUGCAAAACUAGCGAAAAAAACUGCAUUCCAAUGACAAAAACAUUUUAUUUACAGUACCAAUGGUUUCCUUUUUAUAUUGCUAGUCUCGGUUUGCUUUACUAUUUUCCGUACAUUGUUUUCCGUUUCGUAAAUACCGACUUGAUCAGUUUGAGAACUAGUAUUAAAGCCAUAGACGUAAACAUCGAUGAUUUAGUGAAAAACUACUUUAAUUACCAGAUAAACCCACCAAACAGAAUGCGCAUGCGUCUCUUUGGAAAUUUGGGAGUAAAGUUAAGUUAUCUCAUUGUAAACGUUGUUGCAUUUACGGUCACUGAUGGUCUUAUUAACAAUGACUUUGGAAGCUAUGGUUUUAAGUGGUUGGGUUGGAGCAAAGGAACUAACCAAGAAUCUUAUGAUUACACUGCCAGCCGAGGCUCCUAUAAAGCCGGAGAGGUUCUACUGCCAAACUUUGGUUUCUGUGACUUACUUGAAAUAAGUCAAGACAUUAAACAGACAACAUUCAACAACCAUCGAUUUGUGUGCGAAAUAUCUCAGAAUAUUCUUUACCAGUAUGUUCUCGUCAUUUUAUGGUUCUUGUAUAUAAUAGGGAUGAUUAUAAGUUCAAUAGGUUUUAUUUGGAAGCUAGUUAAUCAUUUCAUUGUAGUAGGCUUCCUUUAUCAGGGAUCUGAAGCAAAAAAAGUAUAUGAAAUGCUAACUUUUCGCGAACGCGAAUAUUUAGAAUUCGUUAGAAAAAAAAAUAUGACUGUUUAUGGAGAAUUAAUUCGUAAGCUCAAAGAUGAUCGUUUGCGUGACGUUGCAAGUUUAAAGCUUCUUGAAGAUUCAACUGUUUUUUGAUUUAUUUUUAUCAUUAAAUUUUGAAUAUUAGUGAUUUUAUAAGAAUUCAAAUAAAAUUAAAAAAUAUAUAUAUAUAUUCUCAA
Hydra vulgaris (swiftwater hydra) is the source of this 1565-nucleotide messenger RNA. Its product is annotated as innexin inx2. The record is from RefSeq and is a predicted model, not a curated record. Gene Ontology annotation, cellular component: plasma membrane; gap junction. Lineage: Eukaryota; Metazoa; Cnidaria; Hydrozoa; Anthoathecata; Hydridae. Gene Ontology annotation, molecular function: gap junction channel activity.